This is a messenger RNA of Baudoinia panamericana UAMH 10762, 405 nucleotides long. RefSeq lists its product as uncharacterized. Gene Ontology annotation, biological process: proteasome assembly. The annotation marks the transcript as partial. The record is from RefSeq and is a predicted model, not a curated record. The transcript has 2 exons. NCBI's taxonomy places the organism in Eukaryota, Fungi, Ascomycota, Dothideomycetes, Mycosphaerellales, Teratosphaeriaceae.
AAUGGCACGGUAUCAACUGGCAAGCCCAUAGAGUUAGCCAUCAGUCUCCACCACAGCCCAGGAACACGGAUACAUCUCCAUAUAACCAUCUUAGCGACUAACAUUAUGUUGUUCGUCACAACUGGGACAUUGGACGCUGGCCAGGCAGGAGCAGCAAUGGGAUCCUUGGUCUACGCAAUGCCUGAUAGAUACAAUCCAACGCAGCCGAUCAGUACUGCACUCUACUCGUCGUCCGCCUCGCUGGACUUCGCAACACGCAUGGCCAAAGUCCUCGCUAGGCGCACGGGCAAGCCUAGUUAUGUGGGAGGAAGUCUGAACCUUUCCAAUGCUGCCGGCGGAGGCACGCUGGAAGAGGAGAUGGAGGCUUUCCGCACGAUCGUCGAAGUAGUGACUGCAGAAGUUGCG